This is a messenger RNA of Amblyraja radiata (thorny skate), 2058 nucleotides long. Its product is annotated as solute carrier family 22 member 4-like. Gene Ontology annotation, cellular component: membrane. Gene Ontology annotation, biological process: transmembrane transport. Bases 121 to 1773 code for a protein of 550 amino acids. Gene Ontology annotation, molecular function: transmembrane transporter activity. The record is from RefSeq and is a predicted model, not a curated record. The transcript is spliced from 11 exons. NCBI's taxonomy places the organism in Eukaryota, Metazoa, Chordata, Chondrichthyes, Rajiformes, Rajidae.
GGAUGGGAUUACAGUCAGGACCAGUACACCUCCACCAUCGUCUCCGAGGUCCACCCACAAGGUUGAAGCCCUCCAGGCUUCCGGAACCAAGGCGCAGUUAGCGCCGCGUCUGCAACUAACAUGCGGGAUUACGAUGAAAUUACAGCCUUCCUGGGGGAAUGGGGACCGGCUCAGAAACUCAUCUUCCUGCUCUUGACUGUCAGCAUUAUUCCCAACGGUUUCUCCCCGUUUAGCAUCAUCUUCGUCGGGGAUAUCCCAGAGCAUCGCUGCUCGAUUCCCGGGAAUCUCAACCUCAGCCAAGCCUGGAUGAACAGAACCAUCCCACUGGUGCCAGGAACACAAGUCCAGUACAGCCAAUGCAGUCGCUACCGCUUGGAUGUGAUCAGGAACCUCUCGGAGGUGUUUCCAGACCCAGAUCUCCUCAACGUGUCCGGGAUCGAAGUGGAGCCGUGUUUGGAUGGAUGGGAUUACAGUCAGGACCAGUACACCUCCACCAUCAUCUCCGAGUGGGACCUGGUGUGUGAUGAUACAUGGAAAGAGCCAUUUGCUACAUCUCUGUACUUCUUUGGAAUGAUGAUAGGUUCGGGUGGUUCUGGGAUAAUAUCAGACAGGUUUGGGAGGAAGAUUGUUUUGUUUGGAACUAUGGCGGUACAGAUUUUAUUUAAUCUUCUUCUCACAUUGUCACCCAGCUGGGAAAUCUUCUGCCUGAUCAAUUUCUUCAGAGGCAUCGGUGAAAUGUCAAACUAUGUGACUGCGUUUGUGCUUGGAUCUGAACUUCUACAGAAAUCCAUUCGGGUUGCAUUUAAUUCAUUUGGAAUUGGCUGUUUAUAUGCCGUGGGAUACAUGAUGCUGCCUUUUGUUGCCUAUUUCGUGAGAGGAUGGAGAAUGUUGAUAUUGAUCCUGAGCCUGAUCAGUUUGCUGUACAUUCCUUUGUGGUGGUUUAUUCCUGAAUCUCCACGCUGGCUACUGUCCAAGGGAAGGGUAAAGGAAGCUGAAUCAAUAAUUCGAUUAAUGGCAAAGAAAAAUGGCAUCACUCCACCAGCAGUACUUUUCACUGACGAUGAGCUUGAACAUAUGCAGAAUAAACAAGUAAAAUCUGUUCCAGUUAUUCAAUUGAUAAAAUCUCGCAAUAUCCUAGUCAUCACAGUCAUUAGCAUGCUCAUAUGGAUAAUUGUAUCAAUUGGAUACUUUGGUCUGUCUCUGAACGUCCCCAAACUCCAUGGCAACGACUAUCUGAAUUGUUUCCUCUUUGGUGCCAUUGAGAUUCCGGGUUAUAUCGCAUCCUGGCUUAUCCUCCGGAAAUGUCCACGCAGGCUCAGUCAUGUAGGCAUUCUUGUUCUAAGUGGAGGUGUUCUGCUCAUCAUGAACCUCAUACCAUCAUAUCAUUCAAUUUAUACAGUGCUGGUGUUAAUUGGAAAACUGGGAAGCACAUGUGCUUUUUCCAUGAUAUUUGUCUACGUCUCCGAACUGUAUCCAACCCCAUUGAGAAACACUGGUUUUGGAGUGUGUUCAAUGGCUUGCCGAACUGGCAGCAUUAUUGCACCUUACAUUGUUUUACUAGGUAUUUAUCAAGAGAACCUACCGUUUAUUGUGAUGGGGGUGUUGAUGGUGUUCUCAGCAAUUGUGGUCUUGUUUCUGCCAGAAACGUUCAAAAUUCCUCUUCCAGAUACAAUUGACCAAAUGCAAAAUAUUAAAUGGUGUCCAGGUUUUCAGUCUGAUUCAACUCAAACCAGAGUAAACAGAGUGGAGAUUUCCAACGAGGAAAUGCUUUGAGCACAGAUCUUCACCAGCAGCCAAGCGACUGUGGAAUUCAUUGCCGUUUGGGUCGGACACCACCUCUUCAGGAGUGGCAACACCAGAAGUGGCAACUUCUUCUGUUAAGAUACAGAAUGAAACCGAGAAACCUGGUGAUUACAAUGAAAUGAUCAGAUUUUCUGAACGGAAUAGGAUUUGAUGAUUCUUCCAAAGUUUCACGAAACCAAAUUACUGGACCUUUCUCUAAGACGUUAUUUAAAAAAAGACAUCAACUUUUUACGUCUUCCUUACAUUCUAUUACUU